AACUUUUCUUCUCUGUAUGUCCCUAAACCGCACCCUCUCCUUUAAGGCAAAGACGCACAGACCAAUCCAAGUUCAACUUUAAGUCCCCGCUCAUUGUUUUAAGGGGAUUAAUUCUGAUGAGUCAAACCUUAAAACUAAGUUACUUUCUCCUCACAACUAAUUGGUAGACACACAGAGAAAAACUUCCGACGAAUCUGUCCACAUGGCCUCUUUGGUUCCGACCGUGAGCAAGACCGAUGACGGAAGCAGCGACCCUCUGACGUCUCCUGCUGCUGAUAAAACUCAUGUCCCCCCCUCCUGCAAGCGAGAAGCACCCAGGUGUAUAAAGCGGGAGCAGAACUGUAGGAGAACAGGAACAGGCAGAUAGAAGUAGACUGGAUCAGCAGUGUGGAGCUGCAAUCAGUUGCUCAGGAUCAGGAGAAGAAGACCCGAAAAACACAACCUUCCGCAGAGCAAAUGUGUAAAGCAAUGGUACAACGGACCGGCCCCCACCUGCUUCUCCUAAUAGCCCUGUGCAGUGUGUUAUACUCCCAAACUCUGAGCCUACCGUACACAUCCAUGAGACCGACGAGACAUGCAGACGGUUUGUUCACCAGCGGAUAUAGCAAACUCCUGGGGCAGCUGUCAGCGCGGAGGUACCUGGAGUCUCUGAUCGGGAAGCGCGUCAGUGAUGACCUGAUGGAGGAGCCGGUGAAGCGCCACUCAGACGCCAUUUUCACAGACAACUACAGCCGCUUCCGGAAGCAGAUGGCAGUCAAGAAGUACCUGAACUCUGUCCUAACGGGAAAGAGAAGCCUAGAAGAUCCUGGAACCAGUGAACCGGAGGAGUCCAGGGAUGAGCCCAACACUUUCCAGGAGAGCUACGAUGACAUGAACGUAGACCACCUCCUAAACAACUUUCAGCUGCCACUCUGAGGAGGGGUCCACUCUGGAACGAAUACCUCAACUCAUCCUAUUAAAAAUGCUAAUUGCAAAAAUAAAUAAAUAAAUACAGUUUUAAAAAAAUGCACACACAUAGUAUUUAAUGCAAAGGACAUUCUGAAGGGGAUUAAUCUACAAUGAUAUGUUUUUCAGUGUGGUUAUUUAUCUAUCAUCUACACAGUACAUGUUUACACUGUAUAUACACCGUAUGUAUUCAGGCCAUGGUGAUAGCUAAAGAUGCUGUAGACUGCACUGAGCAACAUGUGUGUCUGCUGUCAGGGUUGGUUGGUCAGAAAUGCUGAGGUGGGAAAAGGAAUGGGUCCAUUUACAUCCAAUUAAAUGGAGUUUUUUUUUUGUUUGUUUGGGGGUUUUUUUGGACUGAAUAUGAAUGUCCUGAUUUUCAUCUGUGCAAAGUUAAAGGGAAGUCGGGUCUUAAAGGAUUCUCACUGGUUCACAUGAUGCUCAGUUGAAGGGUCCAUCUGAUUUUUUUUUUUUUCAAUCCCCAUAAGCUUUUAUUUCCACUUUGAAUACAUUCUAAAAGGCAUGAUUUACCAUUCUCUUGAACUUGUGCUUCCCGUUUUUCUCAACAUGUCUGAAAGAAGGUUGUUAAAUGUAGGAGUCCAUACAAAUGCAGAUGACCAACAUAUUUUUCCUCCUGAUUUCAGCCCACUGAUAGCUAGUGGAGCUUAACAGGCCAACCUUAAAGCAAAAGUGCAUUGACUAAACAGUAUCAAAUGCUUAUCAAAUUGACUUUGAAUGUAAAUUCUUGACCCAACUAAAUAUUUGGUUUAAAAGGUAUAGUUCACUUGACAUAUUUUUGAAAGUUAUGAAAUAGAUUUUGCAUAUGGCAUCUGUUCAACAAAACUCUAUCAUUGGAAAACGUGGAUUUAUAUUGAUUUAAAAAUUUAAUCUACAAGCCAAACUCUAACUUUCAGUAAGAUCUUCCAGUCUGUUGACUGAAAAAGGACCUCCAAUGAGUUUUAGAAAAAUAUCUAUAUUGAAAUGUUUAGGGUUAAAUACAAAACUUGGCAAUUGUACUAUAGAAUGAAAAAUUGUUAUAAAUUUUAACCAUCUUUUCAAUUCAUACCUGAUGGUGUAUUUGCUAAGCAUUUUCAGAGAUUGUGUAUGUGAUCUUUGGGUUAUUGAAAAAGGAGACUAGAAGGCAAAAGGAGUAAACACUGAAAGGACACAGAUGCAUUUAAUCACUUUAUACUAUUCAACAUGUAGAGCAAAGAGGUUUUCAUUGUGCAUAGAACUGCCUUCAGUGGCACAUAUAGUGAUGUGGACACAACUGACCAAAUAAAAGAUGUUGGUUUAUUUUUCAAAGCUGA
This is a messenger RNA of Fundulus heteroclitus (mummichog), 2252 nucleotides long. Its product is annotated as vasoactive intestinal peptide. Gene Ontology annotation, molecular function: neuropeptide hormone activity; peptide hormone receptor binding. Lineage: Eukaryota; Metazoa; Chordata; Actinopteri; Cyprinodontiformes; Fundulidae. Gene Ontology annotation, biological process: epinephrine secretion; regulation of protein localization; negative regulation of potassium ion transport. Gene Ontology annotation, cellular component: neuron projection; perikaryon; extracellular region. The coding region runs from base 457 to 915 and encodes 152 amino acids. The record is from RefSeq and is a predicted model, not a curated record. The transcript has 6 exons.